Messenger RNA from Chanos chanos (milkfish), 2127 nucleotides. RefSeq names its product cysteinyl-tRNA synthetase 2, mitochondrial (gene cars2). Bases 265 to 1992 code for a protein of 575 amino acids. The record is from RefSeq and is a predicted model, not a curated record. Gene Ontology annotation, cellular component: cytoplasm. Lineage: Eukaryota; Metazoa; Chordata; Actinopteri; Gonorynchiformes; Chanidae. Gene Ontology annotation, biological process: cysteinyl-tRNA aminoacylation. Gene Ontology annotation, molecular function: cysteine-tRNA ligase activity; ATP binding. The transcript has 15 exons.
GUAACUGAAAUGAACUUUGGGAUUUGUCCGCCUGUGUGAGUGACAUUUAAAAACGAAGGCAGGGGUCCGAACACAGCCUUACAUACAGUUAGUCUAACUAUUUUAGAAAUAUUCGGUUUAAAAUUCUGGAUGUACGUUUAUUUAGCCAAACGACCGAAGGACGCUGUUAGACAGUUGUCAUCAGAGCGGAACACACCUCCGCGAAGUUACAUCAUUGGACGUAGUGCAAAUGUACCACCGUGCCACCGAAGCUACGACUAACAGAUGACAAUGAGGUUUUACAGAACACUAGUCAGACAUGCGAAGUCGCUGAAUUUAAGCUGCAAAACUAGAUAUGGCACACACGAUUCAUUUAGGGCAACGCCGUUGGCAUUCAACAGCAAUGCCUCAUGUUCAGAGCCGGAGAAGAGAUGGCUCAAACCAACAGGCUUUGACACAGGCAUACGGACCUACAACAGUCUUACCAAACAGAAAGAACCUUUAGUGCUGACACAGGAGGGAAUUGCCACUUGGUACAGCUGUGGACCCACGGUUUAUGACCAUGCUCAUCUCGGACACGCAUGCUCUUAUGUGCGAUUUGACAUUCUGCAGCGGAUUUUAUCCAGGGUAUUCGGAGUUAACGUAAUACACGUCAUGGUCAUCACAGACAUUGACGAUAAGAUCAUACAGAGAAGCCUCAAGGAGAACAUUUCUCCAACAGUGCUUGCUAGAAUGUAUGAAGAAGACUUCAAAAGGGAUAUGCACGCAUUGAAGGUCAUUCCUCCGGCCGUCUACAUGAGAGUCACAGAGAAUAUACCUCAGAUAAUAGCUUUCAUUGAACGCAUUAUCCAAAAUGGACAUGGUUACGCCACAAGUCAAGGGGAUGUUUAUUUUGAUACACAGUCCAUUGGUAAUCGCUAUGGUAAACUGGUGAACCUGGGAAGUACAGUUCCGGAGACAGCUGAUGGAGAAAAACGGGAUCCACGGGAUUUUGCGUUGUGGAAAGCAUCCAAGCCACGGGAACCUUACUGGGAGUCUCCAUGGGGGAAUGGAAGGCCAGGUUGGCACAUUGAAUGCUCCACCAUUGCCAGCUCUGUGUUUGGGAACCGAUUGGAUAUCCAUUCUGGGGGAAUCGACUUGGCCUUCCCACACCACGAGAACGAGAUCGCUCAGUGUGAGGCCUACCACCAAUGUAAGCAAUGGGGCAACUACUUCCUUCACUCAGGGCACCUGCAUUUAAAAGGAAGUACAGAGAAGAUGUCCAAGUCCUUAAAGAAUUACAUAACCAUAAAGGAGUUUCUACAGUCCUACACUUCCAAUGAGUUCAGAAUGUUUUGCCUGUUGACCAAGUACAGAUCUGCUAUUGACUACAGUCCUGCCAGUAUGAACGAAGCUCGCUGCUCUUUGGAUACCAUCUCUGCCUUUAGCCACAGUGCCCAGGCCUACAUGCAAGGCCAGCUCCAAUGCCAACCAGUAGAUGAAGGGGUCCUUUGGGAAAAGUUAUCCGCUACCCAAGCUAGCGUUCGAACGGCCUUGGCAGAUGACUUUGACACUCCGAAGGCUGUUGUUGCAAUCAUGAACCUCAUUCACCAUGGGAACUGUCAGCUCCAGCCCAUCACCAAGACUGAUAAGUCAUCCAGAAGUCCAGCUGUGUUUGGGGCGAUGCUAUCCUACAUCAGGGAGAUUAUGGACAUCCUGGGAGUGAACCUGCAAGAGGAAAAGGAGUCCCUGGCAGGAGACUCAUCUGCUGUUUUGCACAACGUGGUGGAGCAGUUGGUGCAGUUUCGGAGUGAAGUGCGAGCUUUCGCUCUCUCCGUAGACGAGCAGACCCCUCAGUCUGGGGGACAGGGGGGCAGUAAGCGGCCACGCCCGGACAGACUACCUCUACUGAAGGCCUGUGAUGUCUUGCGUAGGGAUCUAGCCCCUCUGGGCGUUCACAUCAAGGACCGAGGAGUCAACUCGACAUGGGAGAUCACACAGCCACGACAGGAGAAGAAGGAGGAGGAGAAGUAGACAUCCUGUGAUAAAGCGUGGAUUUCCGAACCAACGCUGCGGGGGCAAAUGACUGGAAAGCCUCAGGCGAUGCGGACUGAACGAAUGAAAGACUGCCAACAUUUAAACGAUCGUCCGUUGGAACUUCAAUUCAUU